This is a messenger RNA of Exophiala viscosa, 1041 nucleotides long. RefSeq lists its product as uncharacterized. The transcript has a single exon. The record is from RefSeq and is a predicted model, not a curated record. The coding region runs from base 221 to 913 and encodes 230 amino acids. Lineage: Eukaryota; Fungi; Ascomycota; Eurotiomycetes; Chaetothyriales; Herpotrichiellaceae.
UACGACGCUUUUUGGAGGUCUUGAAUCCACUCACGUGUACUGGACCAAGGGCACGGCUUAGGACUCUCCAACAACCUCGGUAUACCACCCGGCCUGCCUAUCUUUCUGUUCUUGCUUGCAGUCAUUCUUCGUCGUUGUCCUUAUUGCCUCGCCAGAAGGACAGCAUCUCGAGAGCACGCACCGCCAUUUGGAUCAACCCUUUACAAACAUCUCGUGUACAAUGACGACCACAGACGCUCAAGAGCAGGGUGAAGGCUUGAUGGCUUUCUGGUCCGACAUCGACGCCGAGUAUGUGCUUCGUUAUCAGCAAUGGCACAAUUGCGAACACAUCCCCGAACGGGUUUCAAUCCCCGGAUUCCUGGAAGGCCGGCGAUACCGGUCCCUGACCGAUGAGCCACAUUUUCUGAUGUUCUACGAAACCAAGGACACGGCUGUGCUAGCGUCGGACGCGUACAUGGCGGCACUCAAUGCUCCAACACCUUGGACACGCGAGGCCCUGACGCAUUUCCGCAAGCCUGUGCGAAGCAUAUACUCGAAGCUUGCGGCUGUUGGAGCACCCGGCAAGUUCACUGCGCCGUACAUGGUCUCAUUACGUUUUGACCUUCCUGAGGGUGGCGAGGCAGAGUAUGCGCAGAGUUGGAUCAAGGCGGUUGGUGAGGCCGAGGGUGUGCAGAGAGUCAGGUUGUACCGGGCAGACUCGGCUGUGAGCAACAUCACCACCUCGGAACGAAAGAUCUAUGGCGGUGGACCGGGGAAGCAGGCGUACCUUGUGUUCGUCGAGUUGUCAGGGCCGCCAGAUAAGGUUGCUGAUCCAAUAUCUCAGUCGGAUGAGCACGUCAAGAUUAAACGCGAAAAUGAUGAGGUGGGCAAGUAUUGGUUGGAGAUUGCCCAUCGUCCGGGACAUGCGGCAUGAUGUUGGACGAGACGGGUCGCAAACCAGAAAGUAGUACAGCUAUGGUGAUGGGUAAGGAGAAGGAUGGUGAACCGUGUCAUGUACGAUCAUGAGUGGGUUGAAUAGUUACAUUGACUUAGACUCUUGUA